Messenger RNA from Fusarium tjaetaba, 1005 nucleotides. Its product is annotated as P-type ATPase. Lineage: Eukaryota; Fungi; Ascomycota; Sordariomycetes; Hypocreales; Nectriaceae. Gene Ontology annotation, molecular function: ATP hydrolysis activity; ATP binding; copper ion binding. Gene Ontology annotation, biological process: copper ion homeostasis. Bases 1 to 1005 code for a protein of 334 amino acids. Gene Ontology annotation, cellular component: membrane. The record is from RefSeq and is a predicted model, not a curated record. The transcript has a single exon.
AUGGCGAAGUCCAAUAUUCGAUUUCCAACGCGUCUUAACGUCGUGGAAGACGCCGCAGUUGCGAGGACCGUUCUCUUUGAUAAAACUGGGACGUUAACAGUUGGCCAACUGGAGCUGGUCUGGCAUCAUAUUACACUCAAAGGAGAUUUGAUGCAAUUUUGUCCAGCCGAUCCCUGGUCAAUAAUAUUGGCCAUAGAAAGACAUGCCGGCGACCAUCCACUAACCAAGGCCAUCGUAUGUGCCGCUGAGGCGCAAUGUGACGGGGCUACCAUUCUCCCAUCUGUGACGAAUGCCAGGUACGAGCCUGGGAGAGGUGUACAAGGCUGGGUGUCUCUACGGAAUGGCUCUCUGUUACAUGUUGCGGUUGGGAGCAGAGGGUGGAUGAAAAGCCUGGGAAUCGAGGUGGACUGGUCUCUUGUCCCCCAAGAGUGGCGAUCUGCCAUCAGUACCACUGUCUGUGUCGCUUUCAACAAAGAACAGAUCGGAAUUAUCGUGUUGAAAGACAAAAUCCGCCCUUGCGCCCAUCAUCUGAUUUCGGGACUCCUCAACCAAGGCUUGGAAGUAGGCAUCAUUACAGGAGACUCAUUGGCAGCCGCUACGACGGUUGCACAGGUUCUGAGGAUUCCUACUGGUAAUAUACACGCUGAGCUUCUGCCAUUGGAUAAGGCUCGAAUUGUCAAAGAGGCCAAGAAGAAUGGGCCCGUCAUUGCCGUAGGGGACGAUUACAACGAUAUGGCUGCCUUUAGUGAAGCAUCAGUUGGUGUUUACGUCGGAUGUGACGAUCGAGAUACUCAUGGUGCUGACGCAGCGUUACAUGCUAUAAAGGGUGCUGAUGAACAGGACAUGGGCCUGGUAAGGCUACUACGGGUAAUUGAAACAGCCCAAGCAACGCUUCGAAGAGUGCAACUCAACAGGUUCAUCAGUUCUACCUACAACAUUAUGGCACUGUCCCUUGCUUCGGGCUUACUUCAGAAUUUCGAUCAACGUCUCGUACUUACACCGUGA